CUUAAAUUGCCACUGCUGGCUUGUAAGCCAUAAAUGAAAGUGAAUUAGCUAAUUUGACAGUUUUGAUGAGCUAGCUGGAUAGCUUGCUAUUACUAACAAGACUAACGUCAGCUAGCUAGUAUCAGAUAACUAUCCUAAAAUUGAGCAUAUUUUUUGCAACGUUGUGUGAUCAUUAACUGCUUACCGGCGUUAACAUCGCUCGUAGCUGGUGUGAAAUUUCGAUGUAGAGACUCGCGACAAUAAUCGAUGGACAGUUUAUCACUAACUAGCUAACACAGACACAAGCUCCGAAAGUUAGCAAGGCCUUAUUUUUAGCCACGGUGUGGACUUCCCUGCCAAUGCGGGGGAUCCAAAACGUACGUCCCUGCAACCACGGAUAAAGAGAUGCUGUAGUUGACUAUCAGAGAGAGUGAGUGUUACGGGAGCCCCGGCAGAAAGCAUUCACCUGCAGAUAUUGAGGAGAGACUUGAUGAAUAUUUAAUCGCCCUUCAACAGAAAAACAGGAUCUUGAAACGGCUGAAGGCUAAAAGCCCCAAAGACAUAGAGCUGGAACGUCUAGAGCAGGGCUUCUCCAUCUACGUAAAUGGGGCCAACUUUGAGGCCAACAGGAAGCCCCAGAGACGGGGGCAGAAGGUGCUCAUGUCGCCUCCACCUGUAGCCCGGGCCCCGCAUACAGCUGAUGCUUCUAGGAGGAGCGGUUUGCAAGCUGAAGACCAGGAAGAUCUGCAGGAGGGACAGAAAAAGAGGAGUCAGACUGCUCCGGGGAAAGUCCAGAGGAAGGAAUGGGUUCAGAGCUCGGUCCACAUUAAGGCGGAGAACGGGCCUGUCCUGCGGCUUCACCCGGAGCACCUGUACUCGGAAGAUUUCGAGCCCUAUGAGAGCGUGAGCAUGGAGCAGCCCGCUGCUCAGUCCCCGCGCAGGGACGCCCGCGCCGGCCCCAGGGCCCCCUGCGGCCCCCGCGAGUCGGAACGCAGCGAGCGAGUCCUCCUCAGCAUGGACGAGGUCAAGGUGCUGCGGCGGAGCCUGGAGGCGAGCGUGAGCGUGGGCGUGAGGCGCUGCGGCCGGGACUCCGCGGGGGAGGAGUCGGAGGAGGAGUGGGUGGAGGAGCAGAUAGAGAGGGAAGAGAGCGCGGAGAGCUUGGAGGAGCUCGGCCUGCCAGCCAAGGGCCCUGCCUUCAACCUGCAGCCCAGCAGCACGCCCAGCCACCGCCUCGAUCCUGGAGACCUCAUCGUGCUGGACUUCGGCCCCGCCCACAGUGGUGGAAGGAAAGAGCGCACGCUAUCAGCAAAGAGGAAAGACAACAUGGAGUCUUACAUUCCUACCAAGCCGGUCAUAGUGAAAAACAAGACCCCUGACUGCCCUCCCUCCACACAAGGCAGAGAUGCUUCAAGGCCAUGGAGUCGAGUGGAGCGCCCCCUGUCUGCAGCCCGGAAAUCAGUGCUAGAGGAGCGGGAUCCUGAGGACACUGCUGGCCAGGUUUUCGAGGCCCUACAGAGAGAGAACAGCCCCUUGCAGCCCGCACAUAGGGCCUCGCGACUCAGGCCGAUGAGAGACUUAAAUAAUGGCUUUGAGGCUUUUGGAGAAAGUGGGGUGACCAAGGCCAUGCAGAGAAUCACCCUCAUGGAGCCAAGCCAGCAGAAGAAACUUCUGAAGGCACUGGAAAAAAUUGAAGCUGACACUAAUGUGGAUUUCCCUGAGAUAUCCAAGACCAGCAGCGGAAAACCAGCAAGGUCGCGGGCGUCUGCAGAGGUGACGGCAGCUCUCUACGUCACCAUGGAAAUCCUGUCCAACUGGGGGAGCAGCAGUCUGGUGGGGCUGACGGAGGUGCAGUUCUUCUGCCGGAGGAACCGCAAGCUCUACGUGUCCCCCCACGACCUGGACAUCCGGAACACUGACCAUCCGGGGAACCUGGGGGCGUUGGUCAACGGGAAAGCCAAAACCACAAAAGAGAGGCACAUGUGGACCUGCCCAUUCCACCCGCCCGUCCAGCUCUACUUCAUCGUCCGCAACCCCGAGCGCUCUCCUGACUUCGGCAUCUCCAGGAUCAAGAUCUGGAACUACAACCGGAGCCUCAAUGAUCUGGAUAUCGGCGCCCGGCACGUGAGGCUGUACCUGAACAGCACGUUGGUGUUUGAAGGAGAGCUGGAGAGGGGCUGCGGGAACCAGGUGUUUGACUACAGCACCACCAUCGACCUGCAAGCCCUGGCCCAGGAGCCCGUGUCUCCCAGCCCCGCCUCUUCGGGCCACAGCCUGGGCGCGGCCGAGGACCUCCCCUCCGACCAUGACAGCGGCAGCCAGGAGAGCAGCGGCAGCAGCCACACCCAGCAGGCGGAGGACAUGAGCGAGGGGCCAGCCGGUCCAGAGGAGGACCCCUCUCCGCCGCCCCCACUGGCCGGGAGGACCUCCCCGGACGGAGAGCCCCCGCUGGACAAGCGGCCGGAGCGCGUGAUGGGGCGGGCGGCCACCUGCCAGCCCGUCUCCAAAACGCCGCCCUGGCUGCGGCCCCUGAGCGCUGGGAGUCAGGAAGGCGCCGAGGGGGCCAAGGAGAGGCCCCCCUGGCUCUCCUCGGACCAGCCCCCAAACCCCAAACCCUCGGCGAUGCCCGAGCUGCUUGGCAACCCGGGAAAGUCCAUCAGGAGCUCGGCCCUGUGGGGGGAGAGGGAGCAGAACGGGGAGCCCAGCCGCUCCCCGGUGCAGCUGAGCUCAGACUCGCUGGACCUGGGCGACCUGCUGGAGGACCUCCGCCUCAGGGGGGACCGCCCCGUCAGCAGCAGGAGGAGCGCCAGGAGAAGCGCUCAGCACCCGGAGCCCAGCAGAGACUGGGCCGCUGACCCGUCCGGCCGAGAGGAUCCCGGAGGCAGCAGGCGGCAGUGGACCCCCCGGGCCCAGUGGCGCAGCGAGCAGGAUGACACGCUGAUGGAGUCCUGGGACUCGCUCACCAAGUUCAACCAGUGCCAGCGCGGCCGCAUCUCCAACAUGGGCUUCGAGGGGGACAUCUUCGACGAGUUCCUGCAGCGGCAGGCGCGGCCCGAGGCGGGGGCAGGGGCGGGGACUGGGGCGGGGAGCCAGCCCCCGCAGACGCCCCGCCAGGAGAACCUCCCGGAGGAGCCGGAGGACGACCCCUCGAGCGAGACGGAGCGGGACGAGGAGUUCGAGAUCCCCGUCCUGCCCCAGGGCCAGCGGCUGGUGAUCAACAUCCUGUCCACCUGGGGUGACCGCCACUACGUGGGCCUGAACGGCGUGGAGAUCUUCAGCUCCAGCGGGGAGCCCGUGAUCCCCGCCCGCAUCCGCGCCGACCCGCCGGACAUCAACGUGCUGCCCGCCUACGGCAGGGACCCGCGCGUGGUGGCCAACCUGGUGGACGGCGUCAACCGCACGCAGGACGACAUGCACCUCUGGCUGGCCCCCUUCACUUCGGGCCGCCCCCACGUCAUCUUCAUCGACUUCCACAGCCCCUGCCAGGUGGCCAUGAUCCGCGUCUGGAACUACAACAAGUCGCGCAUCCACUCCUUCCGCGGGGUGAAGGAGGUGGAGAUGCUUCUGGACGGGAGGUGCAUCUUCAGGGGGGAGAUCGCCAAGGCCUCGGGCACCCUGUCUGGAGCCCUGGAGCAGUUUGGAGACACCAUCCUGUUCACCACGGACGACGAGAUCCUGGAGGCCAUGUCCCGCUUCGACGAGACGUUCGAGGGCGAGGCGGAGAGCCCCGAGGCGCUGGUGAGCGAGGAGGAGCUGCAGCGUCCGCGCACCGCCGACGGAGAGGGCGAGGAGCGCCCCUUCACGCAGGCCGGCUUCAGGGACGAGGACCAGCGCGUGAAAUUACUUCCCAGUACAGACAGCCUUUCUGAAGUGGCUAUGGAGCAGGUUCCUGGAAUGUACAGCGGAAAGUGCCUUAAGAUGAACCUGAGCAUGACCUGGAGCGACUCUCAUUACUUGGGCCUGACCGGGCUGGAGGUGGUGGGGAAGGAGGGCCAGAGCCUGCCCCUGCACAUGAGCAUGGUGGGCGCCUCCCCCCGUGACCUCAACCAGCUCCCAGAAUAUGGCCAGGACCUGCGGACCCUGGACAAGUUGUUUGAUGGUCACAACAUCACCAUGGAGGACGAACACAUGUGGCUGAUCCCCUUCUCCUAUGGCAGCGUGCACGAGCUGACCGUACGCUUCGAGAAAGCCCAGACCGUGGCUGGACUGCGCAUCUGGAACUACAACAAGUCUCCUGAAGACACGUACAGAGGGGUGAAGGUGAUGCACGUGUCCAUGGACGACGUGGUCAUCUCUCCGCCCGAGGGCUUUCUGAUCCGGAAGGGUCCGGGGAACUGCCACUUCGACUUUGCCCAAGAGAUCCUGUUCAUCGACUACCUGCAGACGGCUUACUGCAGGAGCACAGAGUCACAACAGUUACACAAGGGCAGCCCACAGAAAGUGGAGCAGGCCAGCAUGGACUACGAGGCUCCCCCCAUGCCCUGUGGAUUCAUCUUCCAGCUGCAGCUGCUCACCACCUGGGGCGACCCCUACUACAUCGGCCUGAACGGGCUGGAGUUCUACGACCAACACGACGCCAAGAUCCCCCUCAGCGAUAACAAUAUUGCAGCAUUUCCAGACAGCGUGAACGUUCUGGACAGUGUGAACGGAGACGUGCGGACUCCAGACAAGCUGGUGGACGGAGUGAACGACACCGACGACGGCAGGCAUAUGUGGCUGGCCCCAGUGCUGCCAGGGCUGGUGAAUCGGGUGUAUGUCAUAUUUGAUCAACCAGUGACCGUGUCCAUGAUCAAGCUGUGGAACUACUCCAAAACUCCACAAAGGGGAGUGAAGGAAUUUGGGCUCCUGGUGGAUGACCUGCUGGUGUACAACGGCAUCUUGGACUCUGUGGGUCACAUGGCCAGAGGAAUCCUACCCACCUGUGACCCCGUGGUGCCUUAUCACACCAUCCUCUUCACCAGCAACGCCAAGAUAGCGCACCGGGAGAGGAACACGGUGAUCAGCCCUCAGCGCGGCAGGAAUCGGGAGCACAACUACGUGGAGGACCAGGAUGUUAAGAUGACAAAUGAGAACCAAAUAGUUCACCACCACAGCAAGAAGAAGCAGGCAGCUGAUCCAGCCCUUCGGCCCAAAACCUGCAUGACGGACAGAAGGCAGCUGGGGAAGAGGCCCUACUGAGAGGGGGGGGGGGGGGGGGGGGGGGGGGGGCGUGGAGUGGAGGGACUGCAGCUGCACCGCACCACCCCAGUGCUUUGGACCCCCGGGUCUUGAGCUCCGCCCCUCUCCAUCUGCACUCCCCAGCAUCUGAGGCCUGCGCUUUAGCGGAGAGCACAGAACAGCUUGUUGUGAACUGGUCAGUGAGUGUGUAGCGAGCCGCAAGGCCUCCUCACCCACCAUGGAGGCGGUUCAUCUUCACAGCCUUCUCAACAGCAAUAUCUCCCAUUGGCCCGUUAGUGCUUCUGCUCACCCCACGUUGGCUUUAAAGGGAUAGUUCAGGGGUUAAAGGGAUAGUUUCCUGAGAUUUUUUUAUGUUAAUGAGGGAUAUUUUAGAUACCUACAGAACUUUCUGACGACCUUCCAGCUUACAGUGGCUGGUAUAAGGGGCAUCAACGAGUUUCUUUUGGGGGUUCCUGGUCUAAAGUAAGAAAGUGCCCUUCACAUAAAUUCAGAGUAGUUUGUAGAGUAACGUUAUGUUUCCGGUGGCUGUACUUAUGAACAGAUACAUUUCACAGUGUUUAUUCACAAAUACCUAUAAACAUAAAUAUCAGUUUUCAUAUUGUGCCGGUACUACUUUGCAUGAGUGCAGCACCCCAAAUGCCCUAUACUUGUCAUCGUAAAGCCAGCUGGUCACACAUACGCUAAAAAACACACCAAAACUGAAAUAAAAUCAAAAGACCUCUGAAGUAAACCAUCCCUUUAGAGUCAUUGUUGGUCUUGUAUAUUCUCGCUACCGAGCUUUGACUAUGCUGUGGUUUCAUGAUGGAGCCCUCCUCUCUGUUCUUUAAUACACUGCUGCUGUCACUGCUCCAUUUACAAGAGCUGUGUAAACUUCCAAACCUCUGUACAGUGCACUCUGAAUAAGGAAAUUUCUAGAAGCUGUUUGCAUUAUACUUAAUGUACAGAUAUGCCCUGACUAAGCCUUUAAGAGAAGUUGCCUACUUGCUGUCAGCACAAAAAUCAGUAGAAUACUUUUCUGUCAAAUGAACUUCUAGCAUAGUGUCAUUGUAUUUACCUAUUGUUUUAAUCCGACUGGUUUUAACAAUCUUACUGGAAAGAACAGGUAAUAGUAAAAUUUGAGCAUUCAGAUUUCUAGUGCCUGUUCCACAGCACUGCACCAGCCUGCAAAGGGAUCAGAUCAGAAGACUAGUUUAAGUGCUUGUUCUUGUUACUGUUUGAGGCUGUACUUAUAUAUGUCUACCUGUAUUUCUUUGUUGUCACCGAAACACUCAAACUGAUCUGCUGAGCAGUAGUUUCACUGGUAUACAUGAAUCAGUCAGAUACAUUCUUCAAUAAAGCUGUGUAGUUUAGGAGUUGUAUGGUAGCAGUGGUGAUUCUUUCAUGUCAGUACUUAGGGGCUUUUAAGUGUGGUUGACAGCAAGUACAGUGACCUAGUAGUUUGCAACUUAAGUGACCUUAAAAGUAUGUUAUUUAUGAGGAAAUUUACACAAGAUUCUGGAAUAUGUACUCUUCUGUAUUUUUAUCUAAAUACUAUCCACCAGUCCAACCUGAAGUAUCACUGAGAUGUCCUUCUGUUCAAUGGUAAAUAACUCUAUGUAAACACAUAUUUUGCUGUUUUUCCAUUAGAAUACCGCUUGUCUUGUUAUGUUAUUAAUCGGAUAUCAGAAUGUGUAAUUUUUGUGUCAUUCACAUUUUGAGGUCUUUUGAAUUGCCAACUCAUUGUGACUGAAGACAAUGUGGAAAUGUUGGGUCUUGACUGGGAAAUGGCUUCUUUUACUUUCACAGCUGGGUAAAUAUAUGUUCAAUGCAUUGUCAUUGAACGGAGAGAUCAUCAAAGGACACAUUUGUAUCAUAAACACCAGUACUAUUUAAUAUGCAAGCACAGAAAAUAUACCUCAAAUAGAAGCUAAAUAUAUCUUGAAAGCUGAAAUGCUUACACUAAAAUAUAGAUUGUAGCACAGAUAUUCCCAGAAAGCACACCUGGAAGUAAAGUUUAUAUUGCAUGUCCUCUUCAAUGAUUUCAUCACUUGCGUGAAAGGGUAUCAAAUAAUUUAAUGACAAAGGGGGGCACUGUUCAUUUGCAGAGGUUUGUAUUCAGUAGAAGAUACAAAUUUGCUGCUUUUAUGAGCUGCAACAUGCUCAUGGUGUCCCUCGCAGAAGUGUCCGAAGAACUGUCUUCAGUUUACUUUUGAAAUGCAGUUUUGUGCAUUUCAGUGUUACCGUGAAGUCCAUAAAGAAAGAUUUCACAUUUAAUUUCUGUCAUGCUUCAGGGUUCUUGGAUAUUUUGUUGCAACGACUGUAUAUGUAACAUUCCAUUUUAAAAUAUGUUAGAGUAUUUUUUUUAAUCAUUUACAGAUAUGUGUAUAUUUAGUGUAGCUUUACAGAAAUGAAUAAAAUGUGUUCCAGUAAACAGCCUA
Messenger RNA from Anguilla anguilla (European eel), 7571 nucleotides. RefSeq names its product protein KIAA0556. The transcript has 30 exons. The coding region runs from base 640 to 5154 and encodes 1504 amino acids. Lineage: Eukaryota; Metazoa; Chordata; Actinopteri; Anguilliformes; Anguillidae. The record is from RefSeq and is a predicted model, not a curated record.